UAGAGCUAGCAGAGAGGCUUGUCUUUGCAAUGCCAUGUUUGUGUAUGUGUACCAACUACUGGACAGGAUUCUGGGAGCCUGCUCGCCCUGCUCUGUAAUCUGAUGUUUUCUUGCUUCUGUUUCAGUCUUCAGGAUAAUUCCUUCAGCAGCACAGCUGUAACCGAGAACGAAUGUGAACUUCCCUCCCUACAUGAAGACCAAACCGUCUGUUCCAAACUCAGCAGAGAUGACAAUAACAAAGAAAACUACCCUCACAGAGCCACAGAAUUGGAGGAAAAUGCUGCAUGUUCCUGGGACCUUCAGCACCACAUGGACAAAAAGAUGUUUGAUGGGUCCAGCAGACAUGGAAUUGGAAUCUUACAAUCAAAGCAGCCAAGAUCAGGCGGCAGAUCAGAUAAUGGGAAGAUACAUGAAGGAACUCAAGAAAUCGAGACUGUAAGUCAAUGCCUCCCCGAAAUCUGGACUACAAAAGGGAUGACGUCUCACGACCAUAGUCCUCAUGUAUCCUUGAGAGGAACCACCGAUUUUCAGUCAAGGAACAGUCCCAUAAUGCGGAUUCAGACAAGGGAUUUUGCUGAGCAGCUGCAGCAUUCAAGUGAGGAGGAGGUUGUAGUACAGUCUCAUGGCUGCAAAGAGGCGACCACUUCUCUAAUCCAGACUGUACCAAGUGAUGCUGCCAACCAUGCAGAGCCAGCAUCAGUUCAUAGAGAAUUGCCGAGUGAUGCAGACCAUGUGGCCGAAGAUAAUCGAAGCCUUGGGACCAGCCGCCUUCUGUUCCACAUCACAGAUGGAGAUAAUCCAUUGUUGUCUCCACGUUGCUCUAUCUUCAGCCAAAGUCAAAGAUUUAACUUGGACCCUGAGUCUGCACCAUCCCCACCAAGUGCACAGCAAUUCAUGAUGCCAAGAAGUUCAUCAAGAGGGAAUUGUGAAGAUCCAAAAGAACCCUUGACCGUGAUACAACUCACCAAACAAAUACAGAACCUGAAGAGGAAGAUUAGAAAAUUUGAAGAUAAAUUUGAGCUGGAGAAAAACUAUCGUCCUUCUCAUAGUGAUAAAACAUCCAAUCCUGAAGUCCUGAAAUGGAUUAAUGACCUCUCCAAGGCCCGUAAACAGCUCAAAGAGUUAAAGCUAAAAAUGUCUGAAGACCAAAAUGUGAUAAGAGCCACUCAAAGUAAAUCCUCCUAUGAAGAAAGUCCAGUAGCAUCCAUUGUGGUGGAGCAGCACGAAGUCACCAGCUCAUCAAUGUCAUCUGUAGAGGAGACAGUGGAAACGGUAUGGAAGAGGCUAAAGGAGAAGAGACAGUUACUCAACCUCCCUGAUAAUAUAAAGGAUAUGACAAAAAAGCAAAUGAAUCUGGAAAAAAUGAGUCUCCAGAAAUGUCUACUGUAUUUUGAGAAUAUUCAUGGACGCCCAGUUACAAAGCAAGAGAGAAGCCUAAUGAAACCGCUCUAUGACAGAUACCGGAUUAUAAAGCAGUUGUUGUCCACCGCAUCCUUGAUCCCCACAAUUCAUGAAGAAGAGGACUCUGAUGACGACAGUGCCCAGAAUUCCUCCACUGAGUUUGUAUUGACUGAAGAACCAGAUGUAGCAGCAGAGGAGCACCUUAUAUACUGCAAUGAAGACCUAGAACCUGCAUAUGUCUCUCCUCUGGAGGAGAAACGAAACAUGCGGCAACCAGCGCUGUCUAUGUCUAACCUUCACGAAGCAUCUAUGCCCGAGCUUCUUGAUCACCUUCGUGAAACCAGGGCAGACAAGAAAAGACUGAGAAAAGCUUUAAGAGAAUUUGAGGAGCACUUUUUACAACAAACUGGAAGAAGUGCACAGAAAGAAGACAGGAUACCAAUGGCUGAAGAGUACUGUGAAUACAAACAAAUAAAAGCUAAGCUUCGGCUACUGGAGGUCUUGAUCAGCAAACAGGAUGUAUCUAAAACUAUAUAGAGCUGGUGAAUCUGCCACAAACGGUAUUCAAGAAGAAUAAAAUUGCUGUAUUUCUGCACACUCAUGUAUAACACUGACAUUCUGAUGCACUUUAAUAGUUAUACACUACCUGAUAGGGAGAACAAUAGCAAUGACAAGGGAUGAUGGAAGGUUAAUGCAUGUUCACUUUUGUAGUACCUUGGACAUAGACUGUUGAAUGGUUAUUCAGCAGUGGGAAAUCCAACGGUUGACAUACUUGACGUUGUCCCGGUCUGGAAUACAGUUCUGCUGAAGGGCAUUAUGAUGGUAAUGGGCUAGUGGUCAAUAAUGGGGCUGGGUUAAUAAGGCUUUUACCAUUUUGUGUGUUGAGUUGUUUUAUUUUGCCAAACUUACUAAUCUUUGAAGGAUGACAUAUUUAACAAGCUCCCCUACGUCGGUUCUACAAUCUGCUUCAUUGUCUGAAGUGCCUUUGAUAUGUUAUAGGCAUCACCCACAAAGCAGAGAUCACAGUGAAAAUGUGUACAGUAACUUAAAUAGAGUAUUUCAGAUUCCAGAAAAUAAUCUAUUUAUGCCAUGUACAGACUGUAUAUAUUUAUUCUUUAGUGAUCUAUUUUUAAUAUUUGAGCUGUGGUUUUUCCCCCCGUUUCUGUUAAAACCAUAUGUUCUUGUCUUCAACCAAAGGCCAACAAUGUAAGCAACAUGACUGCACUUUCUGAAACUGCAUUAUAUUGUAAUCUAUGAUCUAAGAGAUAUGUUUUACUGUCAUAUAUAUAUAUAUAUUUAAGGACACAUGUAGCCCCAACAUCGUGUUCCUUGCAGAGUUAUGGGGCUCAGAGUCUGGUGUUUCAUAUCUAGUUUCAUAUAUUGUAUGAUCGAAAGUAUUUUUCAGAAUAUUUAUUUUUUUGGACAUCUUUGUAAAAUUAAAGCAGCAUUGCAUAUGUAGUUGUAUAAAUAAAUUAAACCUUUUCAUUGAUCAAGAAUUUCUCUUAUUCGUUAUACAAUGAAAAGUACAGGAUAAUGUUAGCUGAAGGGUUUUUUUGUGAAAAUUUCAGAUUUUUUUUUUAUAUGUAAUGGAGUCUGUCACUUAAAACAAUAUUGUUCAUUCAAAUACAGCCUUAAUUUGUGUAUGUUUUUGUACUGUUACUGUUUGUAUUGAUCUUUUUUUUAACACUUGUCUUUGCUGUAAUUGUCACUAUUUUUACAUCUCUACUUUUCCUUCAACCAUUUUAUAAGAAUGUUUCCUUAAAUUAUAUUAGAUAUUAUGGUAGAUAGCUAAAUGCUUAAACCACUCCAUGCCUCAUGCACAUAUGUGUCAUUGUCAAAAGGUACAUAUAGCUUAGUAGCAGCCUUACUGGCCAGAUGAGAGGUGAGGCCUAUUUCUGGUUGGCGUAAUCCCUCACGGCCGGUGUUAAAGAGGACCUGUAGACACUCCUGACCUGUCUGUUUAUAUAAAAAUCCCUGUAAAAAAAGUUUCAAAGUCUAUGUUCUGUCGAUCCACUUCCUUAAAAUUUUAGUAAAUUUACAACAGAGUGCUGCUAUUUCCUUCACCAAUAGGGUAUGUCCUCACACUGGAGCAGAUUUAAAUACAUUUGACGCAACUUACGCUCUCAAAAACCUGAAUGUACAAAAGGUAGGAGAUGGCAGACAUUUCACCUAUAAUUUACGCUAGUUUCUGUCAGGCUACUAGAGGCCCUGUCCCGUAUCUCUCUAAGCCCAAUCCAGCUUUUUUUUUUUUUCAUUCAAAGGGGCCUGAGCGGUGCAAAAAGAAAACAAACUUAUGGAUAAAAUAGUCAUGUGCCAAACUUUGCAACUUUUUCCAGAAAACUGGCUCAAAGUAGUUAAAUUGUCCCCCUCACAGUGCCAUGUUAGACAAGUAUUCCUAUUGGCAAGGGAAAUGGCAAAACCAAAUUUGUAAAUUUAUUUAUAUAUGUUCUGGAGAAAUAGACAAGGGGCAAUACAACACAGAGUUCAAAGAAACAAUGCCCCAUAAUUAUCAUUUUAUAGAAAUACACUGCUCAAAAAAAUAAAGGGAACACUAAGAUAACACAUCCUAGAUCUGAAUGAAUGAACUAAUAGUAUGAAAUACUUUUGUCUUUACAUAGUUGAAUGUGCUGACAACAAAAUCACACAAAAAUUAUCAAUGGAAAUCAAAUUUAUCAACCCAUGGAGGUCUGGAUAUGGAGUCACACUCAAAAUCAAAGUGGAAAACCUCACUACAGGCUUAUCCAACUGUGAUGUAAUGUCCUUAAAACAAGUCAAAGUGAGGCUCAGUAGUGUGUUUGGCCUCCACGUGCCCGUAUGACCUCCCUACAACGCCUGGGCAUGCUCCUGAUGAGGGAUGUCCUCCCAGACCUGGACUAAAGCAUCCGCCAACUCCUGAACUGUCUGUGGUGCAACAUGGCGUCGGUGGAUGGAGCGAGACAUGAUGUCCCAGAUGUUCUCAGGUCUGGGGAACGGGCAGACCAGUCCAUAGCAUCAAUGCCUUCCUCUUGCAGAAACUGCUGACACACUCCAGCCACAUGAGGUCUAGCAUUGUCUUGCAUUAGGAGGAACCCAGGGCCAACGGCACCAGCACAUGGUCUCACAAGGGGUCUGAUGAUCUCAUCUCGGUACCUACUGGCAGUCAGGCUACCUCUGGCAAGCAUAUGGAGGGCUGUGCGCCCCCCCCCCAAAAAAAAAAUGCCACCCCACAUCAUUAUUGACCCACCGCCAAACCGGUCAUGCUGGAUGAUGUUGUAGGCAGCAGAACGUUCUCCACAGCGUUUCCAGACUCUGUCACGUCUGUCACAUGUGCUCAGUGUGAACCUGCUUUCAUCUGUGAAGAGCACAGGGCACCAGUGGCGAAUUUGACAAUCUUGGUGUUCUCUGGCAAAUGCCAAAUGUCCUGCACAGUGUUGGGCUGUAAGCACAACCCCCACCUGUGAACGUCGGGCCCUCAUACCACCCUCAUGGAGUCUGUUUCUGACCGUUUGAGUGGACACAUGCACAUUUGUGGCCUGCUGGUGGUCAUUUUGCAGGGCUCUGGCAGUGCUUCUCCUGCUCCUCUGUGCACAAAGGCGGAGUUAGCGGUCCUGCUGCUGGGUUGUUGCCCUCCUACGGCCUCCUCCAUGUCUCCUGAUGCACUGGCCUGUCUCCUGGUAGUGCCUUCAUGCUCUGGACACUACUCUGACAGACACAGCAAACCUUCUUGCCACAGCUCACAUUGAUGUGCGAUCCUGGAUGAGCUGCACUACCUGAGCCACUUGUGUGGGUUGUAGACUCCAUCUCAUGCUACCUCUAGAGUGAAAGCACCGCCAGCAUUUAAAAGUGACCUAAACAUCAGUCAGGAAACAUAGGAACUGAGAAGUGGUCUGUGGUCACCACCUGCACAACCACUUGGGGGUGUCUUGCUAAUUGUCUAUAAUUUCCACCUGUUGUCUGUUCCAUUUACACAACAGCAUGUGAAAUUGAUUGUCAAUCAGUGUUGCUUCCUGAGUGGACAGUGUGAUUUCACAGAAGAAUUUUUGACUUGCAGUUACAUUGUGUUGUUUAAGUGUUCCCUUUAUUUUUUUGAGCAGUGUAUAAGUGUUUACUACAACAGACAGAGAGAUGUCAGGAGAGCUGGCGGCUCCUAUUUUUUCCUAAGCACAACUUUGACAAUGCGUUUUUCUCCUACAUGGUGCCCAAGAUCAAUGUGUGCUGCUUAUUCGCCAACAUGAGGAUGGGGACCACAUUUCUUUUUUUAUAGGGCUCCUUUUGUCCAUAUUUCCUUGCAUGUCCAAAAAUUCAAUAUCUGGGUUAUUAUGAAAGGCAUUAUUACUAAAUAAGCUAUUGGAAGUUGAUAUUUGUAAUAGGACUGAGCAUGAAAGUUUUAUUUUGUAAACUCUGUGGUCUGCGGGGGUAUGCAGAAAAUUCUUUGUGUCGUUAGAUAGUUUUCGGUCAAAAAAGGCAAAAGUAGUAUAGGAAUAAACAGGUGACCUCUAUUCUCCGAAAGCUUGCACAUAUAUAUUUUUCUUUUUUGACACACAAGUAUUUAACUGCAAGGAGUAGAAUAUGUGUAGAAUGAUAUAUUACUCAAUAAUGUAUAUUCUCUGUUGACUGUAACAACCAAAAAUAGAAGAUGGAAAUUCAAAAAGUUGCAACUUCCUGAAACAUUUCUGCUACUUAUAUUAUUCUUAAUGCUUUAUUCCAUUAGUGGAGUUCUUUCUAAUAAAACAUAGUUGAUACUUAGUAGAUGAUUUCUUCUACACUAUAGGUAUACAAAUGAUAUAUAUAUAUUAACAUUUGUUAGCACUUCCCGCAACCAGUCAUUGGCUCCUAGAAUAAUUUUUUUUUUUAAAUAAUAUGUUUUAUUAAAUUAAAUUUUUUUCCUAUUAAUUAAUUAAAAAAAUAUAUCAUUUUUUUUUUUUAUUUUCAAAAAGAUGUUUUUGAAGAAUGUUGAUAUAUGCAAAGCUGCCUUAAUCUACUCAUGUUUGAUCCUAUUUAUCUAUAUCAGCAUAAAGUCUUAUUUCUGAAUAUAGAAUGAUAUGUGGUAUCAGAGUAUGCUGCUAAUGUUCCCUUUUCUACACACGUGU
Molecule: messenger RNA, 6470 nt
Organism: Hyla sarda
Lineage: Eukaryota; Metazoa; Chordata; Amphibia; Anura; Hylidae
Gene: FAM13C
Product: family with sequence similarity 13 member C
Exons: 15
Coding region: 103-1938 (611 amino acids)
Source: RefSeq, a predicted model, not a curated record